CAAAACAGCAUUUUGCAAGCCAGGCCCCAUGCUGCACACAGCUGUUUUCCUCCCUGAUACCAGCCAGGUGGCCCUCUGCCCUCCUUCCCCUCCUCGUCCCUUCGCAUGACUUCAGCCUGCAUCGUCUGUUCCUGGCUGCUUUCCACAUUCCAAUCCCCUUCCAGAACCCAGGCGUCCUGGCCUCCAGCUGAAAGUAAUGCCUGUGGCUUCCCCAUCCCUGGCCCCAUGACUCAGGCCUUCCAAGGACCCAGCCCUCUUCUCAGCACUACGGGGAGGGGGACUAGGUGGUGCUAUCAUAGGUCCAAGGGCAUAAAAGCUUUGAGCCAAAACAAGUGAAACUGAAGACAUUGACAAAACUUAACGGCGCAGCCUGUGCUCCUGGGGACCCCUCAACCCGAUCCUCGCAGACUCUGGCAGACGUUUCCCACUGCAUCAAGGCCUCCCCCUCCCCGCUGACUCCAUGUUGGGCUCUCCCUGCCUUCUAGGGCUCUUGGCAGUCACCUUCUUGGUUCCCCAAGCACAGCCCUUGGCCCCUGGGAACUUGGAGGAAGAGGAGGAGGAAGACGAGACACCUUUACCCUCCAUGCCCUGUGACUACGACCGCUGCCGCCACCUGCAGGUGCCCUGCAAGGAGCUGCAGAGGGCCAGCCCAACGGCCUGCCUGUGCCCUGGACUCUCCAGCCCAGACCUGCCACCAGAGCAGCCGCGCCUGGGUGAAGUGCGCCUGGUGGCGGAGGACAGCCUGGCGGUGGUGCACUGGUGUGCGCCUUCCUCCCCGGUUCACCAGUACUGGCUGCUGCUCUGGCCAGGCAGCGGGGCUCCCCAGAAGAGCCCCCCCCUCAACUCAACCUUCCGCAGAGCAGAACUGACAGGACUGAAGCCUGGUGGCUCUUACGUCGUGUGUGUGGUCGCCGCUAACGGGGCUGGAGAAAGCAGCGUGCCCGGGGCAGUUGGCCAGGGCCUCGACGGUGUGGGAGGCCCUUCCUUCGGGCCCUGCAGCCAGUUCACGGUGCCACCCAGACCCCUGAGCCUGGUGCACGCAGCCGCAGGGGUGGGCACAGCCCUGGCCCUGUUGACCUGUUCAGCCCUGAUUUGGCACUUCUGCCUGCGUGAUCGCUGGGGCUGCCCUCGCCGCCAGGCCCGAGCAGUCCCCAGGCUCUGAAGCUGCUGGGCUCCUGCUCCUGAACCCGGAUCCCAGAGGAGAUGGUGGCCAGCUGUUGCCCUGCACAUUCCCACCGGAUCCCAAGGCCAGGCUGAUUCCAGGGUCUGGAUCCCUAACCCAUGCAGGUCUCAGACCUACCUCAGGGCUUGGGCUCAGGGCCUGAUGUUUAGGAUGGGAUAGAAAGGUCGGCUUUUCUUUUUUUUAAGGCCCAGGUAGUAAAUAAUUUAGGCUCGGCAUUUCCAGAGGAGAAUAUGGAAAGUUUUAUAGAGGUACUUAUAUAAGCAUGUCACCAACCACUUAAAAAUGUAAAAGCCUUGGGCCUCCCCGGUGGCGCAGCGGUUGAGCGCUGGGUUGCGAGGCUGCCCACGACCUCUGCGGCGCCGGUUCGAUCCCCGGCUGCUCCCCGGCCACCGGGGGAGGGUCCCGCAUGGCGCGCAGACCUCUCCUGCCGCCCGCUGCUCCCCUCAGCAGUGUCCUUUGGUCCUUCUGCCUGCUCUGCUCCCCGCGCUGGCUCUGGUGAAUUCUCUCACCCUCAUGCGCUUCUGACUGUUCCCAGUGCAUGUAUAAACAAACAAACAAAUAAAUAAAAACAUGCCUCUUUAAAAAAAAAAAUGUAAAAGCCAUUUUUCACUCGGGGGCCAGAUUUAGCGCUUUGACUGUUUAUUAAUCAUGCAGCCUCAGAGGACUGCCAGUCUGGGUGGCUUUAGGGGAGUGGUGAAAUUAAGCUUCUGCAGGGUGGACCUUGGGCCAGAGAUCACUUUUUUUUCCUUCUGCCUUUGGUUUAGUUGCUGUGUCUGCACACACCUAAGUCAUAAUCUACCUGUGUCUGAGGUGAGUGGGAAGAAAUGACUGCCAUUUCUCCAUGACUGGAGAAGAAAGGCAUUGUCCAAGCUGUUGUCUGGGACAAGCUUGUGUUUUUUAGCUAGUGAAAAGAAAAAAAAGUAAUAAUAUUACAUCCUUUUCAAUUCCCUGUCUAUACACCUAUUUUUCAGGUAGUGUACUUUUGAAUUUGUCUUGAAGUCAACUGCAUAUAGAAAAAGUGUUUAAGUUGCUACAAAGUAUAAUUAUCACUUGUACUGGUCUUGUAACUUUUUUAAAUUAUAAAAAUAACUCACAGAUUUCAAAUAAUACUGAAAAGUAUAAAGUGAAAAUUCUCCUCCUGCUGUAAUUGCCUUUAAGAGAGCAGAUCUUUCCCUAAGUGAUACAAAUGUUUUCUCAUUCCAUAUAUCACGAAUGUUCUAUGCUGGUAUCCCUAGUGAUGUUAAAGGCUGUCUAGCUUUCCAAAGGAGAAUGUGCCUUAAUUGACUUUAGUCAUUGCUUUUGGUUGGAAUAUUUGUUUCCAGGGUUUGCUGUGCACAACCUCCAACACUGUAUUUCUAUAGGGUUCUUACAUAAUCUAAGAGGCAGUACUAUAGAGCUUCAUCAUUCUUUUAGGAUUCUUUUGGGAUUUCUAGAAGAAAUUUAGAAUGCAUUGCUUCCCCAGUUAUCACACUGCAGUGGAUAUUUUGCGGCUUUCUGCUUUGACUCCUGUAUUUCCUUGGCAUUUAUUCAUUUGUAAAUAAUGAUGGCCUGCUAUCUCCUUAUUAAAGAUAUGCUUUGUAUGCUUUCACUUAAUCUCACAAUAAUAUUCCAAGACAUGGUAUCACCUUAUCACAGAUGAGACAAAUUUAAGGUUCUGAAAGUUUUGCUGCUGCAAGAAAGGAAUUGAGUUUGGAUUUGGGACCAAGAUACCUAGCUCCAAAGCCGAUGUUCUUCACAACCUAGCACAGUGGUUUGGUAAACUUGCACACUACUCCAGUUUGAAUCUAGCUCUGGUAUUUACCAGCUCUGUGACUUAAUUACCUCAUCUGUUUCCUGUGAGUAUCUACAUCAUAUGGAUUAUUGUGAUUUAAUAUGAAUUAAUCAUAUAAGAGUCUCCAGUGCAUAUAUUAUCAAUGUCAUAUUAAUUUAUUACUCUGCCUUCUAAUAAACAUUUAUAGUGAACUUUACCUUUAGGGAUCUAACAGCCAAGG
Molecule: messenger RNA, 3174 nt
Organism: Talpa occidentalis (Iberian mole)
Lineage: Eukaryota; Metazoa; Chordata; Mammalia; Eulipotyphla; Talpidae
Gene: LRRN4CL
Product: LRRN4 C-terminal like
Exons: 2
Coding region: 461-1162 (233 amino acids)
Molecular function (GO): protein binding
Source: RefSeq, a predicted model, not a curated record